Messenger RNA from Eremomyces bilateralis CBS 781.70, 1161 nucleotides. RefSeq lists its product as uncharacterized. Bases 1 to 678 code for a protein of 225 amino acids. The record is from RefSeq and is a predicted model, not a curated record. Lineage: Eukaryota; Fungi; Ascomycota; Dothideomycetes; Eremomycetales; Eremomycetaceae. The transcript has 2 exons.
AUGAACAUCGACAGCGUAUUCAUAUUCACAUUAUUCGCCAAGACUUUAUUCAUAUUCGCAAAUUAUUCAUAUUAUUCAUAUUAUUCAUAUUCGUUUCGGACCUCUAGUCAAGACAAGCUCAAUGAGCUUCCGCCUCUGUUCGUCGCGAACAUCGGCGAGAUUUCCGGAUCUUGCGGGACCACUCAAUCCGUGAACGUCGACUUCCCCAACCCAGGGAAGUACGUCACUACAAAGAAGCCAGCUGGUCCCGCUCAAUCUCAGUUCCCAAUCGCGGUCCCAUCGAACUGCGGCGCUGCUAAGGCUCCCGCUGGCAACAAUCCCCCCGGUGGAGUCUUCGCUCCCGGUGCCUCUUCCGCCGCACCCUCGGCCUCUCCCUCUAACGCUGCUCCUGAGCAGCAACUCGCAGUCCCCACUACUGCGCCGGUCUCUUCAAAACCUUCGCUCGCGGCAGCCCAACCGCCACUUGCUCCGGCCAAGCCUGUUCCUGCCGCCCCUGUCGCUAAUCCGCAAGGUUCAUGCGCAGCCGGCCAGGUCCCAUGCUCGGAGACCGGAUUUUACUGCAUCGAUGGGACGACGUUUGGGCAAUGCGUCUGGGGAUGCGCGACGCCGAUGACGAUGGCGGAUGGUACGAAGUGUGAGGCGAACACUGUGACCUGGGCUAUGCGACUAUUAAUGUAGAUGACUAUCAUGAGGUAUCGAUACUCGGAGAUAUUUGCGGUGAGAGCCGGUGUAUGAAUAGCGCUUGAAGAAAGAGAAGGCAAGCCAUGGCAUUGGAUUUUUGGCAAGUUCCCCAAUAGAACCGAGUGUCCUCCCGUUAAAUGGAGGGGAGGCUAAGUCAGCUUGUACAUCAUCGAUCUCGUCGCGGGAGACGGGUUCUUCUCAUGAACAAUAUCGUGACGCCAUGUAUUUGCAGAUGAAGGCGUUUCAGCGACUCUCCGAUGAUGAUUUAUAAAUAUCAUAGCAUCGAAGGUCGGAAGGGAAUGAGUUACGCUGCAAUUUCCUCCUAGGUUAUAUCCAAAUUCAUUAACGAGCCGAAUGAUUCUGAUGCUGUCAAACAUAUCAACUGUUGCCCAACUUAGAACUCUUUAAUAAUCUGCAACUACGUUUUGCUUUCGUUUCUUCGCAACCGGGUCUUCAUCCGAAUCUACAGCAAAGAUUUCG